Molecule: messenger RNA, 1621 nt
Organism: Epinephelus lanceolatus (giant grouper)
Lineage: Eukaryota; Metazoa; Chordata; Actinopteri; Perciformes; Serranidae
Source: RefSeq, a predicted model, not a curated record
GCCAACAUUUUUUUUGUUUGCAUCUCUUGCCUCACUCCCGAGUCCAUGACAAGCAGGUAGAUACCAUUCUUUCGGCUAUAUGUGCAGUAAAAAGGGAGAGCCGGGCAGAGCUCGCCCACCGCUAAUUAGCUUAGCUCAAAUGCUUGGAGUCAAUGGGUAUUGUUAGCCUGCCUCUGCCUGCAGUCAUCAGAUAAACUCUUCAGCAACUCUAAAUGGUACUGUGUGCUUGUUGUGACUCGUUUUUACCGCGUUAUGUUACGUUAUCUAUUUUUAGACUAAGAUUAACACUUUAUAUAAGUUUUGAAAGAAGUACAUAGGAAACUAAACCGCAGUUUUUGCGUAUGCGCAAACCACCGCGGACGUGCUUGGAAGUAGGUAAACAGAACAAAGCCUCUGUUUAGGAGAAGAAGAAGAUUGCAACUACGGAUUAUGGCCAACUUUGUAAGAGAGGACGAAGAUGAUUUUUUAGGGACUGACGAAGAUCCACAACCUUACCUAUUUGAACCAGAAUAUACAGAGGAGGAACUACAUGUUUUGGAAGCUGAGCGUGCACGAAGAGAAGCUGAGACAGUCGAACAGCCUGGGGCCGAGGAGAGAGUCAGAAUCGGCAUGGACUGGUGGUGUAGAUGUGGGGCUUGUCAACCUAUGCCGACAGAAAACGAGUGCUUCUGCUGUACUGAGUGGGAGUUGGUGCUGCCAUCGAUGGGGAGGCUUGAUAUAUCUGGCGAAGAGGACAAUACACAAAGAGAUUGUGUCACAACGAAUGAUGCUUUUCCAGCUUUAGUAAAUCCCGCAGUUGUUGAAACUUUUUUCCAUCUACCCAGAAUAAACUGGAAAAAACGCCCCAGGCCGUCUGGACCUAACGGACAGUUGUCCGUAGAACAAUACAGGUUGGUGUCCUACCGCAUUGCUUUGGAGUGGGCCCUGAAGGGAGAAACGUUGGGGAAAGGCAAUUGUAAACCUUUGCCAUCGUGUGUUGUCAGUGCUAUUCGUAGAAGAUAUCCCUCACCAACGGGAACAUACCAAGGAUUCCAAGAGGCACAGGAUGCUAUGGAUAUGUUGUAGACCCAAAAGCUUACAAGCCAUUCCAGUUAUCAAAACACUAUAUAAAGACUUGUCUUGAUCACACAAUUGGUUGAUACAUUCACUAUUCAUAUCCUUGUGACAUAUCUGCUGGCUAAUAAUUGUGUUCACUACCUUCCUAUAAUACUCUCUUUUUACCCUAAUAAAAGUUUCAAUACAGCAUUAUGUUGUUAUUAUUACAUGCAGUGUAGUAACAAUCUGUGAACAGACAGGUGACUCCUGAAAUUGUAAAUAGAAUACACACCAUAUAUUAGUUCAAUACUCAACCUUCUGACAGCUAAAUAAUUUCAAAAUAGUUUCUCUUUUGUUGUGUGACAAGUUCAUCUAUCUCCAACACUGCCCUCUUCUCUCAAUCCUUCCACCAUAACUGUUUUCCUUGUUUGUUUGAGGACAUCAACAGUUGUGAUGGGAGGAUCAGGAAGAGGGCAGGGUUUGAGAUUGCUGUGUAAUAACAUCUGUAAGCUAUUUUUAUCAAACAUUUCAAUGUACAACUUGUAAAUAACAUGAUCAAAUUUUCAAAAGUAAAAUGACAACUCAC